AUGCAGGAGGAGGUGGCUGAGACCCCCCCACAUGCUCAAGGGGACUCCUCUGAAAAGUUUGGGCCCUCGCCUGCAGGAAGUUCCCAAGUAUCGCCAAUUCAGAGCUCCUUUACCAAUGAGGAUGCCUCACAAGAUGCAGCUCAAGCAUCUGCAUCAGACAGCCAUGCACGCCAGCGGACAUCAAAACGUUUGGCGGAACGCGAACAGAAACGGGGAGCAGAGAAAGAAACCAGGGAUGCAGCCCUCACAAGGAAUGUUCCUGCGAUGCUUGGUCCCAUCUUCGGGCAUAUGGGAUGGGGUGCUUUAGUGGUGAAUGGAUCGCCUGAAAGUGCGAAAGUGGAGUGUAUGGCAGUUGAUGGGGGCAAUGCCAGGGAGGCUAGCAACAGCAAGGAGGACGUGAUGGCAUUCUUGUCAUCAUUGGAGGAUGAAAAUCUGUGGGAUGUUGCUGUCAGGCUUGUGAGGAGGAGGACCAUGAGUGCUGACGACCUGGAGGAUUUGGAACCAGCCCACCUGGUGCAGCUCGACAAUCUACUGCAGCCAAUGUGGAAGUAUCCUCCUUUGUGCGCGCUCACCAUGGCAGAGCUACAUCUGGACCACGCGCUCCAAUCCGCAAAUCGAUCUGAGAGGAUCGAGUCUACCGAGGUUGCCAGCUGCCUCAGGCACUGUGAAAGGAAUCUACUCACAUGCCACAAAGAGUUUUUGCUGGGCGUCAUGCCUGUGCAGGGCAACGGCCAUGACCUUGAUGAGCCGGAAGUCAUCAUUCGCUACCACUGGUGCCGCGCCAUGCUGCUUGAAUGCCAACAGAAAUUUGAGGAGGCUGCGGCACACUACCGCUGCUGCCUUGCCAUCUGCAACGAUGACGCAUUUGAGCCAGUUGUUCUGAGACACUGGAAGCGAGAAAACAGGAUCGACGCGGUGGCGGUGCAGAAGAAAUUAGACUAUGCCAAGCUGCUGGGGCAGCUGUGCGACAUGGAGUCCUGGAAGCAAGAGGGCAGAGCGCAGGAGCUGAUCGACGCCCUGUCGCCUCUGGUGCUAGCAGCAGAAGGUGCCACCACCAAGGGACGCAUGCUGAAUAGGGUGGACAAGAUCAAGGCGCUGCAGCUGUUGCAGGAUGCAGCUGCCACCCUCCGGCCCACUGCUAUAGGAACAGAGAUGAUGGCUGACAUUGUGCUCCUGGAACUGCUCCUCCCGAAGCUGUCUCUUAGGGAGGACACGAUCAACGAUCACUAUGGAGCAGCUCAUGGGAAAGUCCCUCCAGCGCUGGCCAUGGCUUGCCGGAAACCACCAAAGAACAACAAGGCCAUCAUGAUGGCCAUGAAGAAGCUGCUGUCUCUUGGGGAAGCUGUGCUGCAGCAUGCAGCCCUUCCAGAUAACUCCAUCUUCCAGUGCUUUGAGGAUGGUGACAACUUGAAGCUUAUGCGAACUGUGCGCCUCAGGGUGUUGCAACACCUAGAAUGGUGCUACUGGCGCUUCCAGUCACAAGUGAAGAGAGGACAAGAUGCUGUGCAGCUCAUGUCACAACGUUGUAAUGCUCUGUGUGAAGCCGCUCGUGCAAUGGUUGUUUUCCAUCAAAUCGAUCCAGAUGCUGGCAGCGACCCUCAAGCGACAGAGGACCUCCUGUGCACCCUAUUCCGAUUGCUGGCCGACAGGGAGGCGUUGCUGCAUCAGCAGGGGAGUGUGUUGAAGCUGUUCCUUAUGUGCCUCAGAGCUGCAACGAUGAGGAAGAUGGCCGAAUAUGGCCUGCAGCCCGGCUCCUCAACUGGAAACUUUCCCCAAGGAUCCCCGUUCAGCAUCAAUUCGAAUAUCUCCAGUGAAGUAACUGAUGACUUGCUGGAUGCCCUUGGUGAUGGCAUCGCCCAGUGCCUGCGUUGCCUCUACGGAGUAGAACUUGGGCUGGGGAACCAUCAAUGGGGUGGCGGCUACAGCAGUGCUGCCAAAGACAGACUGGUGAUGAACUCGAGAGAUGCAUGCCUGGAGGUGUGGCGUGCAGUGCAGCCCUACCUUGAGAUCAUAGCAAGCAAAGACCCAAAGAAGAACUACAAAAAAUUCAAUGCCUGCAAGGACUUCCUGUGCAAGAUCAGCAAGCACGUUGCAAGUGAGCCACCUGAGGCCGUUGCAGCGCUGCGUGUCGAUGCUUUUUUGGAUGACCCCAACAUUGAUGAGAAGUCCUUACUGAAUGGCGAUCUCCCCGAUUUCCUUAACCCUCAGAGUGCACAGAGGAUGGAGAUCCUACAGAAUGUGGCUGACAGGGAGGUGCACAACCACCUGCACUAUUGGUCAGCACUGUCAACAGUGGAAGAGAGCAUGGACUACAACAUAUGCACUGGUGCCCUUGGCGAGAAUGCAGACGAAAAGAUCGAGGAGCAAGUGCAGUGGGUCAAGUGGGACCUUGUCUUCAAUCCAACAAGGUGCUGGAGCUGGGAGACGCUGGGCAUGUGCUACAAGGAUGCGUCUGAGACGCUGUGGGACAAUGCUGCUAUUGAGGUCCAGCCAGGCGCCUGGCCGCAGCAUGAGGCAUGGAUCCGCCGUCUGGAGCGCCUGCAACGCUGGCAGCUGCGGUGCCUGGCGAUCGCCCGCGCACUGGGGGCGAAAGACAGCAGUGUUUCAGACAGCGACGUGGCAGAACUGGACGAGGCAUUGGGCGAGGCGGUGUUUAAUGUGCUGCAGUGUGUGCCACCACAGCACCAUGGAAAGAAGCGUGCAAUCGAGUUUGAUGCUGAAUCCCAGGCAAAAUGCCGGUUUGCAUUGAAGCGAUACAUGGAAGCUGCAAAUGUGCUGAGUGAGGAGUGGACCUUCAUGCUGUAUGUCGGAAAACUGACUUGGAAACUGAAGGAGGAAGGCUGGGAGAACAAAAGCAUGGACAUUUUUGCACAGACAGCCAUGUUUGCAACAGUCCAUGGUGGUGGUCUUGUGGAGCCCAUUUAUCGUCUCCAUGCAACAAGACUGAAACUGUUGCUCGCUGGCAACCGCGAUUGGGGCAUGCUCACAAGGUACAUGUUUAAUCCUGACACGGACUUGCAGACACAAGUUGACAAGAGACAGCAAGCUGUGGCCACUGGUGGAAGCUCCACCGAGUCGCUGGGCCCCUUGGACGAGUACCUCUUUCAGGGUGUGUUCUCGGACUGUGCGGCUGCAAUGCUGUUCUGCUUCGAAGAGAAUAAGUACCACCACAGGGCUCUGCAUCGACUUGCUGAUGCAUACUACCGGCAGGGUGACCUGUCAAGGGCAGAUGGGUACCUUCGCCAGUUGUUCUCUCGUGGCAAAAAAUCUCCAGCAUUCUUCAUAAAUGUCUGGAUGAUCGAGACAGAGAACUACGGCAUGAAGAGAGCUACCACGAAAAGGAGUACACGGACAGCCAAUCAGGUCUGUCGACUGCGUCCUGGCAGCCAAGGCGCAUCAUGUGCGUCCAUCCCUCGCUCCCUAUGGGGCCAGAGGCCGGCUGGCGUCGACGGAAAGAUUGGGGUGAUAGAUUCACGCAGGAAGUAUGUGGCUGCUCUCAGAAAGUACAUAGGGCUGUACUUGAAGAUACUGUAUCGCACUGGGGAUCUGGAGACUCUAAAAUCAGCGGUGGCAUGUCUCAAAGCAGUUGGAGGGAGUGGCGGGGCGCAGGCGCUAAAGACAGCAUCUGGCACAUGUCCGUGCCUCAACGACAUCGCCCCUUUAGCAUUGGGAUACUUCCUGAUCCUUUUGGUUCAAAAGCUGCGCGUCCUGCUCCCACACCCUCCAGACACCCCGGAAUUCAAACCAGACCGUGCGGCCCCACUGAAAGAGCAUCAGAAAAGCUUGCCAACUUGCGGAGCGAGCACACCAGGGUCAUCUCCAGAGCGAAUCGAGCAUCGUGACAAUGGCAGCGCUGCACCUGCCCCCCUACGAAAGAGUGAGGAGGCAGGGGACAUCUGUGAAGUGUCUCGAAACCCUGCGAGAAUGUGCAGCCCUGGUGAAGCCAUGCCCACAGAAAAGGAUGGCGAAGAGGAGCCCGCUGACGUGUGCAUCCCCCAGGAGGCUUGUUCACUGCUCGAACAGACCUACAACAUGUAUUUUGUCCGUGUCUGUGAGGGCAAGUCAGAUUUGAGCUGGACUGUGGCGCUGCAAGCCGCCUUCGAAGAGGUUUCCCAGCUGCCCGAACCAGUGCAGCUCACUCAGGAGGAGGUGCUGCACGACCUGACUGCAUAUGCCCACUCCUAUCCCUGCUGCCUGCGCCAGAACCAGGACAUUAAAAGGCUGGACGCCCUGGCUGGUGGCUUCAGGAAGCGGCCCAUGGCCCAGAGGACCAAGCUGGGGUCGGCCCCCAGGUACAGAGCCCUGGCUCACACCCUUGCCAGCAAUGCACUUGCAACGCUCAAGGCCCUUGCAGAGCGACUAGCUCCGGGGACACCGCAAGCACUUCAAGCAGGCUCGCACAACGACCCCAGCGGGGAGCUGAGACAACUCAUCCAGCUUGCGGCUGACCUACACAGGCACCUAUCUGGCGAGUUGAAGCCAAAGCAGCUGGCUGGCUUGGAGGGGAUCAUGCAGCACCUGUAUUCCCAAUGGUGCCAGACAACGGGCCAGAGCAUUAAUCUGGUGCCCCCGGGGCCCGGGGCCUUUGCAAGAGAGCCCAACGUCGUUCGGUUGUGUGAGGCGGUCCUCAAACUCCCACCCCCCAAGCCAGUAGCAGCUGAGAGCAAGCAGGACGUCACACCACCUUCAGCUGCGGCACUGGGACCAUCUGGACCCGACAUCGGGCUCUUUGCCGCGGGCAUGGGAUCUCGGGAUGCGUUGCAGUUCAGCUCGGCACCUGCGGGUGGUGAGGUGGCGCCAGGGAUGGCAGAGAGUGUCGGAGUUGAACCUGCAUCGCAGCGGUGCAUGCAGGAGGUGGGCAGUUUUGAACCACCCCCAACCGUCCAACAGCAGGCGCAGGGGGCUGCGAUUUGCCAGGCGCCAAGUGCAGCCCAGGAGUGCAUUGGUGCUGCUGAAAUGCACAGUCUUUCCUUGGGGACUGCCAGCUCACAGGAGAUGAGAGUGGCCCCCACGGCCAUGUCCCCACAACUGAAUGCUUGGGGUGAUGUGGGGAACAAUGAAUCAGGCUCCCGCGAAGCAAAUCAUGUCGUUGCUGGUGCAGACCCUGAGGACAUGCGGCUACAGCAGAGAGCCGACAAGCAGCAAAGUACCAGCGGACUGACAAACAAGAAUGCUGUCGGCGAUUUCGAUGCUAAGCUUGCAGUACUUAGGGGCAACAGCACGUCAUCCAGUGUAGAUGUGCGCCUUGAUGCAGCGGAUCAAAUGCGAACAGCAACAGAGCAGGGAGCCAAGGCGCAUAAUGUUAUGGACAUGAAUAUUUGUGGUGGUGGCACAGCUGCAGGAAGGCAGAGCUCGGAAUGGACAGGCCCACCCAGGGUCGAAUCUCAAGGAGCAGUCGCCAGCAAUGUGUCUGCUGCAAGUGGGCACAUCGUUCAGGCAAUCUCCCAAAUUCUGGUAGUGGGGAAAAAAGGUACACUGGGGUCAGAGGCGGGUGUUGACGGUCAUUUGUCACAGCAGUCGGCAUCGGUGCUUGUCGCCCAAGAGCAAGAGAUCGCAAGCGAGUCAGAACGAGACGUCAGCGGGCCUGCCAGGGCUCUUGGUGACAAUGGUCACCCUGCUGAUGCCAAGUUAGGGGAGGUAGGAACAGCCAAGGGGAGUGUAGAGAGCAGGGCGGACGUGAGUAGCCCAAACAAAGAGAGUGGAGCCUUCAGUGCCGCUUUCUCACAGUGCAUGAAGAAGAGUUGGGGUUGA
Molecule: messenger RNA, 5751 nt
Organism: Ostreobium quekettii
Lineage: Eukaryota; Viridiplantae; Chlorophyta; Ulvophyceae; Bryopsidales; Ostreobiaceae
Source: the annotation of a GenBank genome assembly